CUGCAGCAUGACCCUGUAAAGAUGAGGAGCCGAUAAGAUAUAGGAAGAUAACGAUAACAAAGCAGCAGGAGGACGAGAACCCGUACCAUCUGCAGCCAAUGAGAGAGGUUCCUUGGAUAUGGAUGUGAGUGGGAGGAAAGACAUGAAGUCAGUGAAGGUUUCUGAAGGGGUCAACAUGACGAAACUCAAAUAUCAAAGAGAAACUGAAACACUGCUUGGCAGACUUCAUCUUCAAGACAAACUACAACGGAAACUGUCACCAGCAGACUUUCUUAAAGUAGGUCCACCUGUGAAACAGAACAAUGAAGUAUCUGAGAAAGAUGUAGCUUAUACCUUUCUUCAGAGGUUGAUGAUGUUAGACUACCGAGCCAGAUAUAUUCCUGUAAGACAAGACAGUCCUGAGGUGAGCAACUCAACCCUUGUUAGAGAGGUAUUUCCUGAGGGUACUGACGAUGAUGACUUUGAUGCUUUUUGCAGCACCAAUAGUGUCUUUGAUCAAUCUAAUCUCAGGACUCACGUCCAUCCAAUGGAUGUUCAGAUGGCAGUGUUUCAUUGCUCAGACAGCUUUUUUAAACAGAAAAUGAUAACAAAGCUCUCCCAGUGUCAGUAUGCCUUACCUUUGCUUGUUCCUGACCAAGUAACAAUGGAUAUUGAAUGUCCUCUGUGGACAUUCAGACAAAUAAGAAAGACAUGGAAGAUGUCAGAGAUGAAAGAUGACUCAAACGUGGUCACCAUGAAGAGUAUGCCCAUCUGCAAAGCUGAGACACCCAUGGUCUCAUUCCUCCGCUUGGGUUCACCAUCUCUGUCUAAAUCUCAGCUGAUGAACACUUUGAUCAACGAUCGUCACAACACCUUCUUCCACAGAAACUGCAAAGGUAGCACCAAGUCUCGCCACCUGAUGGAUGGUGUUGCAGAGAUUGCCUGGUACUGCCCCGCUGGGAAACCCAACGAUGCCUUCACUGACUGCAUCGCCUUCUGUAAUCUUCGUGGCGACGCUCUGUUGUUUGAAAAACAGCGUGAAAUACUGACUGACAAAUCUUCAGUCAAUGUGGUACUUGUACCAACAAAAAAUGAUAAAAACAGUGCAGUGAUCUUGGCCCUUUACAACGGUGCAAAACCUCUCAUUUGUCUCUUUGCUGAUAGCGAUGGUGGUGCUGUGGAGAUGAGAAAGGGAAAAUACAAAAUGGGUUUGAACAACAGAAGCCAGUCAGAAAUAUCUGAAGAACUGAGAAAAACUAUUGGGAAGAUUUUGUCUGGAUCUCAUUCAUUCUUUCAGCUUGAAUCCAUGAAUAAAGUUUGUGGAAUCAAAGUGGAUGAAGUAGACACAGUCUGCCAAAAAGGGAAAUCUGCAGCAAUGAAAAUUGUGGACUUGCUUAAGGGGAUAGAAGUUUCAAAGAUCAAAGAUACAUAUCUCCCUUGUCAAGGUCAACUGUGGAAGGAAUGGAGCAAAAUCCACACAGAACUGUAUCGCCUCAAAGGAAACAUUGAGGAUGACAAAGUUCAAAAGGAACAGAAACUGAUGGAAAAACGACAAGAACAAGUCAAUGUUUCCUUCAGUGAACCAAUGAAAAUGUUCAUUGAAAGCCUCUCAACUUUGUCGGGAAAUGAAAAAGAUUAUUUCUUGAAAUGGACUCAGAUCUUAAUAGAUGCCCUCUCCACAGACAACCUCUCUUCAAUUCUCCAAACCUAUGAUACAAAGUGGAAUGAGGUCUUGGCCUUGAAGAAGAAGCAUGACAAGACUGAACUUCUCAAAACAAAACAAACUGAGCUUAAUAAAAUAUCAACAAAACUACAGUCAGCCACUUUUGGCUUGGAGCACAUCUUCAGAGAAAUGGGACAGAUCUAUGAAGCCCAUGAAUCUCUACAGAAACACACAAAGAGUGGACCGACUGACUGGUCUAAAUACCCUGAGCUGGCUGCAGAGCUGAUGAUAUCAGGACACCCAAUGGAGCUGAUGGAUGGUGAUGCAGGUCAUGUACCUCUAACAUGGAUCGCCGGUGUUUUAGAGGAAGUCAUCAAGAAAGUUGGCGACAAGAGGGUCUUUGUUCUGUCAGUGUUAGGCAUACAAAGCAGUGGAAAAUCAACAAUGCUGAACGCCAUGUUUGGGUUACAGUUUGCAGUGAGUGCUGGCAGAUGCACCAAGGGUGCCUUCAUGCAGCUGAUCGAAGUGUCCAAGGAGAUGAAGAAAGAUUUUGAGUUUGACUACGUACUAGUGGUGGACACUGAAGGACUGCGUGCUCUUGAGUUGGAAGGUAAUGCCACUCUUCAUCAUGACAAUGAACUGGCAACAUUUGUUGUUGGUCUGGGUAACAUGACACUGAUCAACAUCUUUGGAGAGAAUCCUGCUGAGAUGCAAGAUGUUCUGCAGAUUGUUGUUCAGGCUUUCAUGAGGAUGAAGAAGAUUAAACUUUCUCCAAGUUGUGUGUUUGUUCACCAGAAUGUUACAGAUAUUGCUGCUGCAGAGAAAAACAUGGAUGGAAAGAGACGGCUCCAAGAAAAACUGGACGACAUGGCCAAACUAGCAGCCAAAGAAGAGGAUUGUGAUGCAGAGUUCUUCAGUGACGUCAUUGCAUUUGAUGUGCAGAAAGAUGUGAAAUACUUUGCCCAGCUUUGGGAGGGAAGUCCACCUAUGGCUCCUCCGAAUCCAGGUUAUAGUGAGAGUGUCCAAGAGCUGAAGACCAUCAUCCUCUCCAAAGCUAAAGAGUGUGCUGGGAUCACUCUGUCACAGUUCAGAAGCAAAAUUCAGGACCUGUGGAAAGCCCUGAUGAACGAACAGUUUGUUUUCAGCUUCAAAAACACACUUGAAAUAGCAGUGUACAGAAAGCUUGAGGUUGAGUAUGGAAACUGGACCUGGAAACUGAGGAGCAACAUGCUAGACAUUGAGAACGAGCUUCAUACCGAAAUUCAAAAUAGAAAACGUGAAGCGGUUGAACUCACUUACCUUCAGCAAAAAGUGAACACAACCUAUGAAGAAAUCAAAAAAGAAAUGAGAAAAUACUUUGAUGAUGACAGAGACAAAGACAUGUUGGUUCAGUGGCGAGGUCGAUUUGAACACAAAAUCAAAGAUUUUAGUGAUGAACUAGUGAAAGGAGUGAAAAGAAAACUGGAUGAAGUCAUCCAGCAGAAAAAGGCUUGUAAAAAGCUUGAUGACAAGAAGACAGAGUUUGAGAACAACCUGCUACAAAAAAGCAAAGAACUCGCUCAUAAGUUGAAGGACAUGGCAAAAAAUGAACAGGAACUUGAAAAGCAGUUCAACUCUGUCUGGAGUGGCUUAGUUAAACAACUAACCGCAGAUACAAGACCUAUUGAGAACAUCAACUAUGAUAAAGAUCAGUCAACUGUCCUUCAGAACCUUGGUUUUGAAUGGUCUCUUGUUAAUGAAUGCAAAAUGAGUGGCAAGUACAAAACAAUGUCACUUGCUGGUGAUUUAAGUCAUUAUGUCUCCUUCACUACAAAAAUAAAAAAAUUAUUCAUGUGGCCUUUUCAGCCACUGAUCAAAACCCUGAUUGAUGAUGUUGAAAAACAGACCAUAAACCAAAUCAAGGAAAGACCCGUUGCUUCAACAGGCUACAGUUUAACUUACCUGCAAGAAGCUGCCAACACUGUAAAACAAAAAGUGACUGACUUUGAAUCAAAGAAGAAUUAUGCUCUAAAGAAGGAGUUCACAGUUGAUCUCUCGCUGUAUAUAUUUCACAGAGCAUGGACAUGGCUUUCAAAAUCCCACAAGGAAUUCAAAAUGAACAAUGAUGCACAUUCUUAUGUAGACAGCAAGAAAAUGCAAUAUUACAGAGUUUUCCUAAACUUCUGCAAAGGAAGCGCAUCUGCUGUUGUGCUUGGAGAACUGAUCUGUGACAAGCUGAAGAGAGCCGUUCUCGAGGCCGUCUCCAACAAGGUCGCCAAAGAUCUAACUGAUACCAUGAAGAGCAGUUACCCAGCAUUCAAUGGGAACAGGUCAGACUUGGAGAAACACAUCUUGAAGUCACUUGCAGAGAAAGGGGACUUCAAUAGUUUUAUUACUUACAUCCAACAACCAAGGAACCAUACAGAGACGUAUAUAAGAGAAGAAGUACAGAAAUACAUCUCCACAAAAGAGGGAAAAGAGACGGGCAUGAAAAUACUCAGGAAAAAUUUGGACGACAUCAAAAAUCUUGUGAGUAUAGAUUUAUAUAAUGCAACAGAGAAAGUGAAAACCUGCGGAGGAGACGCAAACAUGUGGAUGGAGGAAUUUUCCAGUUUGCUUCAAGCUAAGCUAACAUUCAACACCAUCUGCUGUAAAAACUUCAAUGACUUGAACAGUUUUGACUUUCUCAAAGAAGGGAUAGAGGAAGGUCUUGAAUCCAUCGUAAAGGAGCUGAGAAGCCUCUCACUGGAUGAAAUGCAGGAAUCCAGGAUGAAGCCUGAUCAAAUCCUCAUUGAUCAGCUUUGUAACUGCUGCUGGGUAAAGUGUCCAUUCUGUGCAGCUGUUUGUACCAACACACUGGAAGAUCACAGUCCUGACAAACAUAAAGUCACUUUCCAUCGCCCUGCUGGGAUUACAGGAUGGAACUGGAAAGGCACAAAGGACCUGGACAUUGAUUUCUGUACUACAUCUGUUGCUAGUGAUAUCAGUUUCAUUCCCAUUUCUGAUUCAGAAGUCAGCUUUCCUUAUAAAAAGUAUCAAACAGCUGGGGAGAAAUACGCUUCAUGGGAGAUUACUCCUGAUGAGUCAAAACUGGCAUACUGGAAAUGGUUUGUCUGCAAAUUUCAAAAGGAACUGGAGGCCCACUACAACAAGAAGUUCCAGGGCAGAGGAGAAAUUCCCAGUGCUUGGAAAAAUCACACAGAACAAGAAGCUAUUGACAGUUUGGAUAAAUUGUAAAACUUCUUAGUGAGUCAGAAACAACCAAGCUCUACUUGAGUGACAGAUCCAGCCCAGCAUGUUUUCAAAUGGCAAUAACAAAAAUCUGGAUGAAGUUGUUCCAAAAUGAAUGAAACGGAACCUGUUCAUUAUUGCGUCAUUAUAAAAAUUGUGAUUUCCUUUUUACAUUAGUACCGAAUUUUCCUGAAACAAAGAAAACUAUUUACGUGUUUGUUAGUAAUAUUAGGAUGAUUUCAAUUUAUUUUAGGUGAAUAUUUAGAAGAAAAAUGUUCAAAGUAGAAAUGAAACUGGUGUUUCCAAGUUCUAACAUAUUAAGGGGAUAUUUUUACGAUUGUACUUUUAUGUGAAAAUGUCAUCAAACAGACAUCACUCAAUACUGUCUAAAGUCUUAUGCUUUUCUGAAGAUAGCUGAUCAAUGUGUAAAACUAUUAAGAGUUCAAGUCACUUUUCCAUCAACAGUUGACAAACUAUGCUUCAAAAUAGAUUUUAAAUGUAUGAAAAAUAUUGUUCACCAUUUAGCUUUUUGGGUCCAACUUUUCUGACUUUUUCUUUACACAAAUGUUUCAAUAUUCUUAUUUUGUAUUAGUUUGUGUGCUUUUUGUUAAGAGAUUGAUGCUAAGUGCCAAUGCUCAGAUACGAGUGUUUAAAACCCUUCAUUAAUUUUGUCAUAGAUAAACAUCAUUGUUUUACUUACUAUUACUACUCAUCUUGGGAUUGGUUUUGUUAUUUGAUAAAUAAAACCUGUUAUUGCUGCACUGCAUUGCAUGUUUUAUAUUCACAAUUACCAACAGAAAUAUCAGUCUGUCAAAAGACAAUAGAAUUGUCUUUUUCUGUAAAAAUGGAAGUUUGAAGACUAGAUUUACUCUUGCCACGGAUGGAAUUUACAUAGAUUACAUUUAUAUAACCCAAAAUAACAAAUUGUGUCAAAUGGGUCUGUGUAAGGGGCUGAGGGUAAGAGUAAUGGAGGGAGUAUAUAUUCCAGCCAAAGGCCUUCCACCUACAAUGAGGAAUCGAGAUCAGGUGUGCCAAGACACACACAUGGACCUCAUCUCCUCAUCAAGGAGAAAGAUGGCAGGGAGAAGGCAGCUCGGGAAGAGAACCCGCUAAGUCGGAUAGCGGCCCUGGGGUGCUUACGUUUAAUUUAGCUUGGCGAACACCGGAAAUGCGCUUGGUUAUCUGUUUUGUCACAUUGUUUUAUUAAAAAGAAAGAAGAUAC
This is a messenger RNA of Gasterosteus aculeatus aculeatus (three-spined stickleback), 6074 nucleotides long. The record is from RefSeq and is a predicted model, not a curated record. Lineage: Eukaryota; Metazoa; Chordata; Actinopteri; Perciformes; Gasterosteidae.